AAUGAAAAACGCUCAAACAGUGGAAUUGAGGACAGAAACUUCUUCUACCCGCUACCGUUGACUCUGAUACGUCGCUCGAUAAUUGAAACUUUAAAGCAGUGAGAUUCUGAUCUUUAGCAAAAAAUAUGGUUUCACAAGUGAAUCUAGUGGCAAUUUGUGAAAACAAUCCAAACAAUUCGUUUCACUAGCAUCGCAUUCCGCGUUGUGCGAAUAGCAACGAAAUGGAUCAAACAUACUCGAUAUGGCCUGUAAAUACCGGUCAAACGUCUGGCAAUGUAGGAUCAUCCAUCAUUGCCGCCGCGGUGCCUCCCGGAAGGCAACUUAGAAUAGUGAAUAUUGGAAGCCAGAUUACGUCGGAUCAACUGAUGGGAACGGGAAUUGUGACAACUGGUGGUAGCAGGACCGUCUAUGGCAUUGGAACAAGUGAACCCUAUCAGCAACAUUCGACAGGACCGAUCAUGCUUCAAAUGCCCGAAACACGGCAGUAUAUUGUUGACGAGAGCUCGAUUCAAAACAUCGAUCAGAUGCCACCGGUUAAUCUGAUCAUGGACACCAGCACGGAUGCGUGUGAUGGGUCGUCCCUGGUGGUGGCAGAAGCCGACAAUCAAGUCUACCAUUUAGCGACGGAAUCGACCGGCGAGGUUCCGAUGGACGAAUACAGUGCGUCUAAGAUGAUGCAGUCAAACGAUGUCGCUUGCGAGCAGGAAACGCAGUAUGCCGAGGAAUGCGAAGUAAUGGAAGAGGUGAUAACGGACGAUUGGGUGCAAUCGCAGGGUGAGGAGUGUGUGCAGGUCACGGUAGAUCAGCUCGGCGCCAGUACGAUCGCUGGCCAGGUGGAGGAUGACAUUUCCGUUCCACUCGACCAGGACGAAUACACGCUGUCGAGGCCAUUUCCUUGUGAUUUCUGCAGCCGGAGGUUCCGGAAGAAGGCCAACUUGGAGCACCACUUGGUGGCACACUCGAACGAUCGCCCAUACGUGUGCAAUCUGUGUGGUGCUCAGUACGGAAGGCGUAUCGAUCUUACAAAUCACUUUAAACAGCACGCAUAUGCCACCAGCAAUCUGGACGAAACAACAGCGCUUCGAAGCGACGAUAUCGACUACGAUAUCUUGCCCAUGACACACCAUAGCAAGCAGCGUGCCCAUCAGUCCAGCGACGAUGAAGAUUUGUUCAACGAAGGGACCCGGGCCGUGAACUAUAAUGCGCAACCCCCAAUGCAGCUAAUUUCGUCGACAAACUCGACCACGACGACGUCUUCCUACGGUGGCAUCAGGUUACAAUAUAGCAACGAUCCAACGGUCGCCACAAUGAGUACCCUCCUCGAAGAUGGUUCCUUUUCGUACGACCAUAGCCCACCAACGACGGCGGAAAGUAACCGGAGUGUUAGUUCGGCGCGCAAAGCGCGUCAACCGGAUGCCACAAGCUCGCCGAGACGUCAAGCGUCCCGCGCCGGGAAAUCAGUACUCUUGAAGGGAAGUCGACGGAAUGCGGCACCAAAUAAUAGCUACAUAAAAAAGGAGCCGGGAACUGUCACGAAUGUGAUUGGUGAUGGUUUUCUGCCCCCAUUGGACGAGGGAACGACACUGCAGCAGCCGGCCUUCCCGGUGGUCGAUGAGCGGAAACCGUUCGUGUGCCAACAGUGUGGCGUUUCGUUUGGACGGGAAAAGGCGCUGGCUUCGCAUUCCCGCGUACACGGUGGCGACAUGCAGUUCCGGUGCACGACGUGUGACGAACGGUUCUGGGAUCGAAUGCUGCUGCAGGAUCACAUCCGGCAAAAGCACCCGGAUGUUUUUCACCCGCAGUUUAACAGUGGUGGUGGCCCAAAGCGUUCGGUCAAAACACACAAAACUAGUUCCUUCGUAGUUAAGGAAGAGCGAGUAUCAACGUUGACGAACGAUGCCCAACAGCAGUUCGUUUGUGAUAGCUGCCAUAUGGUAUUCGAUCGUCCGGAGCAACUGAAGAAGCACAUUCAGCUAGCACAUGGUCCGACUGCGGUAGUAGUUUCCGACAACACGAUCGUGAAGCGAGAGCUGUGUGAGAUGAUCUUGGAUGCCGUGGAUCAGAACAUCGGGCAAGACGACAUUGGUUACAUGAUAGAUUAUGAAGACCAGCAAAGUAAGAGCGAUUUGGCGGCGCAGGAACAGGACCAGCACCAGCAGCCUUUAUUCUGCCGCCACUGUGGUGUAGCGUUCACGAAAAAGUCCGAUCUACUGGCGCACACGAGCAAAAUUUGCAUCCGAAACGAACCGCACGAGUGUCAGCUGUGUGGUGUAAAGUUCCCCAACGAAAUCGUCAUCAAGCAGCACAUCCAGGAGUGCCACCGGCACGAGCUCACGGACUCGUCAUGUGCGAUAUGUGGAAAGUUGUGCAAAAAUCAGAACAGCCUGAUGAAGCACUCGUACGAUCAUUCGCGCGAACGGGUCCACUGUUGCUCCAAGUGCGGCAAAACGUUCCAUCACAUGGGCCGGCUCAAGCGGCACAUGGGUUCGCACCGGAACAAGACGGUACGCUGCGAGGUGUGCGGUGAGGAGUUCCCGGACGGCCGGUCGCUAAUGAACCACCGACAUUCGCACUCCAAAUCGAACAACUACCCAUGCAAGGAAUGCGGCAAAACGUUCGGUUCGCGAUCCUCGCAGCAGAUACAUCUGCGGCUCCACACCGGCGAACGACCGUACGCAUGUCGGUUCUGCUGGAAGGCGUUCGCGGACGGUGGGACGCUGCGGAAGCACGAACGGGUGCAUACGGGCGAAAAGCCGUACGGGUGUUCUGUCUGCCCGAAGGAGUUUAAUCAGCGGGUGGUCCUGCGCGAACACAUUCGUGCACACCAUUCGCAACCGGAACCGAAACGGGGCAGCGCGGAGCUACCGUACUACUGUCCCGUGUGCAGCAGUCUGUUUGCGACCGGGCCGGAGCUAGUGCAGCACCUCAUCGAGCACAGCGAUACCAACACGGCCAUGAAGCGCAAACCGCCCACAUACCCGCGCAAGUACAAACGCCGCCGGAAGCUGAAACCGCACGAAUUGGAGCGGCUGCAGAGCGGGCGUCGAAGGCAAAAGGCGGCUUCUACGCUGGCGGCAGGCGAAGAGGACGACGAUGAUGAGGAGAAUGAGCAGUCGCUGGACGAUGAUGAUGGUGGCAAUGAUGAUCAGCAGCGGUACGAAAGGACGAUGGUACUAGAGCGUGAGGAUGGGACGUUAAAAACGCCCAGUGAAUUGUUCUACGAAUACGGCGGCGGUGAUUCUUCAAAGGCACAGAAACUUACUGUAGCUUCGUCAAAGUUUAUUUCACCCUACGAACUGCUUGCGGAAGGGGCAACAUCAAGUGGCAGUGGCAGGGCGCGCAAAAGAGACCUAUCGACCGACAGUAUGAUAGAUGACAUUGGUAUCAACCUGCUAAGCAACGGAAAUUCGUACCCCCGAGCAGACUUGGCAAACCAAAGGCCAUCGACGACGACAACGAUGUCAAGUAAGUUUAACAAUAACGACCACAAAGAAGAAUCUUCCAUGAAGCGCAGGGCGGGUGGUGUAAAGGGUGCAGCUACAGUGGCAUCGAAAUCGCCGAUGGCCGUUGGUAUGGCACGAAUGAUUCAUACCGAACCGGCCAACAAACGUACUCCGGCGACGAAAGCGAAUGGCGAUACCAAAAGGGUUACAAGCAGAGCAAAACGAACGGUGGCGCAUUCUUCUACCAAAGAGCACAUACAUGUGCCACCCCGGGAAAUAGAUGGUAACGAUCUUAACCAACCGUCUGAAGUCGGCAGUGUUUCGCACGCGAUGGAAGCAUUCUCCGAGCUGGAACGGAAUCGGUCGCAUGUGCGCGGCCCCGUCCUGCCGUCGUACGUACGCGAAAUACCUUCGAGUAGGAUUUCGGAGAAUUUCCCCCUCCUGGAUGAUGGCAACACGAUCGACACGAUGGAGGAGCAGCUGAUCGAAGGUUGCUUGGACGAAGCCCGGGCUACCCUACGGCAGCGAUAUGGUGGAGGAAGCCGGCAGAGAUUCAUCUCGACGGCCAGCAGUGGAAUUAGUGGGACGCGGGAGGAAGAGGACGAGCAGCUGCUGAUGGAAAUUUCACGCGGAGAAAAGUACACCGAUCGCUUCAACAGCGACAUCGUGAACGAUCUAGCCGAGAUCCUUCGGUCGCCACUGAAAGCAACAUCGUCGUCCGCCGCAACAACGACGACCAGCGUUCCGCCGGUGGACAUAUUAGCAUCCCCUUCGAGCCGCCAUGCGGUGCUGUUGCCACCCAUUGUUGUCAAGCAAGAGAAAACCUUUUUCAAAAAGGAACCCCUUGAUGCUAGUGACAAGAAGAAAGCUCAAAGAAAAAAGACUGCAUCGAAUCGUGUGCGGAAUAAAGCGAGAGUUCAAAGUACACCUUCCAAGCAACAACAACAGCGGGUGGCGGUAGCAAGUGCAUCAUCGACCACCCUGUCCGACCCGUAUGCCAACUCGCUACUGUACAGCCACGGACGAAGACUAACCCGUCGCCAGCUCGAACGCGAGGUCAGUUUUCUCAGAGAAGCGUUUGCGCCGGGCGGAUUACAAGAAACGGACACAUCAUCCAACGUCAUUGGAAACGAAGGAACGUCCGCAGGAGUCGUAGAAUCUACGUUUUCUACCGGAGGGGACAGGUUAGCGGCAGCAACUCCGGUUGUGAUCAAGCAGGAGAACGUGGUUCCAGAAAAGCUUGCCGAAAUGUUGCUUAACGAUGGUAUCGCACUUGGUGCGGGAAGUACCAGGAGUAGCUCACGUUCUUCCGACAACGAUGAGAGUGUUUUAGUUGGUGCCAUGGCGGAGACGACAAAGCAUAAGCAGCGACAACACGGGCAGGAGGAGGGAAGUGAAGAUGUUAAAUUAACUACUACCAGCGGUUACCGGUGUUCAAUAUGUGCGGCCUACUUUGCUGAUCGCUCGCAACUUAUUCUCCACGUGCCGGUGCAUAUGUGAAUGCGUGGUCCACAACCUCAGCCAGGGAAUAAAAUGCCAGGGCCUUUUUUUACAUCUCUUUUUCACCGCACAUCAUGUGGCGGAUUGUUCAUUUCGAAAACAAUGCUAUUGCUACGCCGAUUGGGUGUAGGAAAUGUUACUUAAAAUGAUAUCGUCUAUUUCGAAAGUGCAUAAGAAUACUGAUUUGCAAAAGAACUAAUUUUCCCUACGAAGAACAUGUAAACGAAGGUAAAAUAAUAAAUAAAAAUUAACAUGGUAUACUACUUCGACAAACAUUUUA
This is a messenger RNA of Anopheles coustani, 5223 nucleotides long. RefSeq lists its product as uncharacterized. The transcript is spliced from 4 exons. Gene Ontology annotation, biological process: regulation of DNA-templated transcription. Lineage: Eukaryota; Metazoa; Arthropoda; Insecta; Diptera; Culicidae. Gene Ontology annotation, molecular function: DNA-binding transcription factor activity, RNA polymerase II-specific; RNA polymerase II cis-regulatory region sequence-specific DNA binding. The record is from RefSeq and is a predicted model, not a curated record. Bases 222 to 4943 code for a protein of 1573 amino acids.